AUACAGGUUCCAAGUUAAUCAUAAAAAAAGAAAAGAAAAAAAGCUACACCCUCUAACAUGGAGACUGCAGUGUUCACCUGCUGGCUCCUUUUUCUGCUGUUCAGCCCAGCUGUUCCCAUGUGUAUACCCACUGACUUCACCCUGCACGUGGAGAGACCAGAGUGUGACUUCUGUGUGGCCAUCAACACCACCAUCUGUAUGGGAUUCUGCAAAUCAUGGGACAGUGUCGUAAAGGGCCAACACAGCCUACCCUUCCUCAAACAGAGAGGAUGCACCUACGACACAGUUGAACAUCGUACAGCUGCUCUGCCCGGCUGUCCCAUCAGGACGAACCCUGUCUUCACCUACCCCGUGGCUCUCAGCUGCAAGUGUGAUUACUGCAAGACUGAAACGGAUGACUGUGCACACAGAGCCGGCGCAGUUGGAGCUCGGUGCAACAAACCAGUCAGACGUCUUUACCCGUAUCCUGGCCAGAGCAACUACCUGACCCCUUUCUGAUUGAUAACAUUUAACUUUCUCAUGAGUCAUUCUUUGCUGAAGUUACACAUCUUAAGCUGCAUGAUUCAUACGUGUUUUGAAAGAGAGAAACGUGACCCAUGGGCUUGUGAUGUUGCCUAGCACGUUCUGUUUUAUUGCCUGUUGUACCAGCCUGUUUCCUUGUGCCUUUGUCCCCAGAGCUGUCUGAACUGGAGCUCUGCUUCUCAGUUUACAAUGCAGCUGUUGAUCCUUUUGUGUGUUUUGUUAACCUUAAUUAAUUAUCUUCCUCUGAACUCAUAGAUGUGAGACUCAUGGAUUUAUUAUGUUUACUCUGUAAGGGAUACUCUGAAUACACCUCAAUUAAAGCUCAAGUCUCUAAAUAGC
Messenger RNA from Labrus mixtus (cuckoo wrasse), 861 nucleotides. RefSeq names its product thyroid stimulating hormone subunit beta a (gene tshba). The record is from RefSeq and is a predicted model, not a curated record. The coding region runs from base 58 to 498 and encodes 146 amino acids. Gene Ontology annotation, biological process: G protein-coupled receptor signaling pathway. The transcript is spliced from 2 exons. Lineage: Eukaryota; Metazoa; Chordata; Actinopteri; Labriformes; Labridae. Gene Ontology annotation, cellular component: cytoplasm; extracellular region. Gene Ontology annotation, molecular function: hormone activity.